GGUACUAUUUCACGAGAGACAAACUUCCACCCUUCCGACAAGAUUCUGUAUAAUUAAGUCUGGUAGUAAGGUGCAGCAUCUCUCUUUCUCUCUGGGUCACUCUCUCUCUUCCCUCCCUCCCUUUCCUAUUCUCUCUACCAUCCUCUUCAUCUGGGACUUCUUUGACAAGUAGAGCAUGACUCUUGUUCCACUUGCCUUGUGCUGAGUUGUUAAUCUUCAUACCGUGCAUCUCCUCUGAUCUAAAAUCUGUGAGGUGAUUCCACUUCCCCGGGGUCCCUCGACCAUCCACAGGGACCAUCGAUAGGCCACUGAUCUGGGAUCAGGACCUCUCUUCAGGCGGGCUGCAGGGCACUCUCAGCGGGGGUGAGGGGUUGAGCGAGGCACAGAAAGAGAGAACGGGCUUAACUUAGUGACAGUAUGGAAAUGGAGAGGCUGGGGAGAGAAGGAUCCAAACCGAGCGCGGGACACAACGUUCUUCUGAAAGCCGCCCUGGCAGUAUGUGUGUGCGUUUGUCUGGCACUGCUUAUAGCAGUCAUUACACUGUCACACAAAACAAGCAAUGAAGAAUUCUGCCUUACCCCACAUUGCAUCGAAGCAGCUGGCUCUAUUCUCAAUAAAAUGGACCAAUCCGUAGAACCAUGCAAUGACUUUUACCAGUACGCAUGCGGAGGAUGGCUUAGGGAAAACCCCAUUCCGGAAGAUUCAUCCAGCUAUGGGAUUUACCCCUGGCUCAGACAGAAUGUAGACCUCAAGCUGAAAGCAUUGUUGGAAGAACCCAUUGGAGAUAAAGACAUUGAAGCGGUGAAGAAGGCCAAAGUCCUCUACACAUCCUGUAUGAAUGAAACUGCGCUUGAGAUUGAAGAUGCAAAACCUCUGCUGAAGAAUCUAAAGCAGAAGGAAUUCCGUUGGCCGGUUCUUGGAGAUGUGUUGGGCUCUUCCUCGCAGUGGGUGGAGUCUCAGUUUAAUCUGCUGGACACGUUAGCUCAGAUACGCAGCCAACACAGCAAAUCCGUCCUCAUACGACUCUUCGUUUCUCCUGAUGACAAGAACUCAAUCCAGCACAUUAUCAAGCUGGAUCAGGCAUCCUUGGCACUAUCGUCUAGAGAGGAUUACAUCACCAACACGACAGAAGCCCAAAUGUAUCGAGAAGCUCUUCUGAGGCUCAUGGUGGAUGUUUCUGUCAUGCUGGGAGCCAGUGAGCAGGCCGCAGAGGCUCAGAUGAAAUCGGUGCUUGAUUUUGAGAUGAAACUUGCUCAGAUACUGAUCCCCUUUGAAAACCGCACCAGCGAGAGCAUGUACAACAGGUACAGUUUGUCGAAACUGCAGCGCUCUAUUCCGGAGUUUAACUGGCUGGGUUUUGUCAAAGCAGUGAUUGACCCUGAGCUUUAUCCAGACCUGAAAAUCUCCUCUUCGGAGCAAGUGAUCGUACGUUCCCCUCAGUACUUUAAAGACCUCUUCAAACUCAUCAACGCCACCGAAACCAGGACGGUUGCCAAUUACGUCAUAUGGAGAUCCGUUUUGUCCCGAGUCACCACCCUUAGCCGACGCUUCCUCUACAGAUACCUGGACUUCGCUCGGGUGACCACAGGAACCACUUCUCUGAUCCCACGCUGGGACAAGUGUGUGAAUUAUGUAGAAAACACGAUCAUAUACGCCACCGGUAGAAUCUUCGUCGAUAAGCAUUUUCAGGAGGAUAAGAAACACAUGAUGGAGGAAUUAAUAGAUGGUAUCCGGUGGGCUUUUAUCAACAUGCUGGAAAAGGAGAAUGACUGGAUGGAUGCAGAAACAAAGGCAAAAGCAACAGACAAGGCUCAUGCAGUCCUGGCCAAAGUGGGCUACCCAGAGUUUAUCCUGAACGACACUUAUGUCAACGAGGACAUCAAACGAUUGUCAUUCGUUGAGACGGAUUACUUUGGGAAUGUCAUGCAGACACUUAAGUUUGUAGCUCAGGCUGACAUUGGCUGGUUGAGGAAAACAGUCCAACGCACAGAGUGGUUUACCAACCCAACCACAGUGAAUGCAUUUUACAGCUCCUCCACUAACCAGAUUCGAUUCCCUGCAGGCGAACUUCAAAAGCCAUUUUUCUGGGGACUAGACUACCCUCGAUCCUUAAGUUACGGAGCAAUUGGUGUUAUUGUCGGACAUGAAUUGACUCACGGUUUUGAUAACAAUGGCAGGAAGUACGACAAAGACGGAAACCUCGACCAGUGGUGGAGCAACACAUCAAUUACCCGCUUCACUGAAAAGGCACAAUGCAUGAUUGACCAAUACAACAAUUAUACCUGGGAGGAGGCGGGGCUAAAUGUCAGGGGUAAGAGGACUCUGGGAGAAAAUAUUGCUGACAACGGAGGGAUGAGAGAAUCGUUUAGGGCAUACAGGAGAUGGAUUGAAAAAGAGAGAUCAGGAGUUGAAGAACCUCUUCUGCCUGGACUGGGUCUGACCAAUAAUCAGCUCUUUUUCCUCAGUUACGCUCAUGUUAGUACUCAACACCUGAAAAUGUUCGUUGCAAUUCCUACAGACCAGAAGCAGCUCGAGAUCAGGUCCAGAGUGGAGUUCACAGUCCUCCUAAAUACAGGGUUGUUGGGGCGAUGAGCAACUACGAGGAGUUCCGUAAAGCUUUUAACUGCCCUGAUAAUUCAGUCAUGAACAGGGGCGCAAAGUCUUGUCGAGUAUGGUAAACCUGGAUACUGUGAAGAUUUCAGUCAAUGCACAACCCAAACCUCCAGAUGUCAUCCUGGUUUCUGGAUAGAAACAGCAGUUACUAACACUGAACUCUCAGGCUGUGCUGAGCGCACGGCCCAUCAUCAGCCACUGGAAUAUGACAGACCACACACAUUACUUACUGCUGGCAGGCAGAUGUUAUUUUGUGUUUUAUCAAUUUUUUUAUCUUACCUCAGUUAACAUGUGCAAAUGGCAAAAACUGACCACAUGAAUUCCGAUGAGGCCUUGCUUUGCUUUCGACACUGUUUUUCUCACAAUCAAACUCACUGUUGUUUUACAAGAUAGGCAAAUUAUUGUCGUUAUGGUUGUGGAUAAUACUGUUUAACUUUUUUUAACAUGAUUUUAUUUUUAUGAAAAACUGCUGUCUUUAAAGUAAAUUGUUUUCUUGAGAGUUCUAUUUUUUUCUUCCGUGUUGUUGUUUUUUCCCCUCCACGCAGACAGAAGUACAUCCAAUUUCAUGUUUUACAUGUAAAAUGUGCUUCUAAAGCCCUAGUGUGACCAAAAAUUAUUUUGCAGUUAACUAUUCAAACGGACGUUUUGUAUUAAAAUAACAACUUUGGGUAUUUUUUUUCUGCUUUACUAAAAAGUAAAUUGUAAGCACACGACCUUAAAGGAGCAAUGUGGAGUUUUAGCGGCAUCUAGUGGUGAGAUUGCGAUUUGCAACCAACGGCUCUCUCCACCCCUCUCUUUCAAAGCACUACAGCAACUGACACAGGACAAACAUGUCGGCACAUUUUUGCUUCUUUGCCAAAGGAGAUAACGUAUUUAGGUUACGCGCUCUGUAGAGCAGUUUGUCCGUUUAGGCAGGGCUACAGUAGAAACAACAUGGUGAAUUAAAUGCAAGGGGACCUGCGGCGUAUAUAGAUAAAAAUAGCUCAUUCUAAGGUAAUAAAAACAUAACGCUUCUGUGUAAAGGUCUUUAUACACCUCUGAAAACAUAGUUAUAUUAUAUUACAUUUCUGUCAAUAGAUCCUCCAUAAAAGUGCAUACUGGUGUUAGUACGUCCUAGAGACGUAUUGUAGUUCUACAUUAAUUUAACCCUGUGGGGGCGUGUAUGUUUUUGCUACCAUGUGCUUUUGUUGUGUUUUUGUCUGUCUCUUUGCUUACCAGCAGCCCAGAUUGCUGUCACCUGAUGCUCAUGCUGAGUAGGGCACAACUCUGCUUUAAAAGAAGAGGCAGAAACACUGGCACAGAGAGUUCCCUCACCUCUGCGUCAGACCUUACUUGUACCUCAACUUGAUGUAAGUGUUAAUUGUUUAUGUUCAAUAGUGGUGGCGAGAUGAAGCAUCAAGAAGCUUUGAAGCUUUUUAGCCAAGUGAUUAACAAAAGGGUUCAUUUAUCAAGGCUUCAUUUGCUCACAAUACCAUCUGGUGGCCAAAGAGUGUAAAACAAGCAAAUACAGUACUACAGAUGUGCCUGAUGGGGUGAUACACUGUAUUUUGCGACAGUUAAGGCCGAGAAAUAACGUUGAAGAAAAUAUCAAUUUCCACAUAGACUCAUCUAUUUAUAUAAAUAUAAUGCGUAUUUUUUGAUGGUAUAUAAUGAUUGUAUA
Triplophysa dalaica is the source of this 4273-nucleotide messenger RNA. RefSeq names its product phosphate regulating endopeptidase homolog, X-linked (gene phex). The transcript is spliced from 22 exons. Gene Ontology annotation, biological process: protein processing. Bases 418 to 2592 code for a protein of 724 amino acids. NCBI's taxonomy places the organism in Eukaryota, Metazoa, Chordata, Actinopteri, Cypriniformes, Nemacheilidae. Gene Ontology annotation, molecular function: metalloendopeptidase activity. The record is from RefSeq and is a predicted model, not a curated record. Gene Ontology annotation, cellular component: plasma membrane.